AUGUGGCAAACAAAGAAGAACAACCCAAACCACAUAAAGAGGCCGAUGAACGCGUUCAUGGUCUGGUCGCAGAUAGAGCGCAGGAAAAUAUGCGAGCAGACACCAGACAUGCACAAUGCAGAAAUAUCCAAGAACCUCGGCCGCGUGUGGAAGACGCUCAACGACGAGGAACGUCAACCCUUCAUCGAUGAGGCGGAGAGAUUGAGGCAGUUGCACAUGCGAGAGUACCCCGACUACAAGUAUAGGCCCCGCAAGAAAACCGCAAAGUCGGACAGGUCUGGACCUAAGACUGGAGGCGUGACGAAACCAAAACGCAAGCAACGCGCAGACUCCAAUAACAACAGGGGUGUUACAAGGCGAAGACGGCCCGUUCCAUCGGUUCCCAGUGUACCAGUGGAAACUCCCGCGCCUCCUCCAUUGCCGGCUAGCCCAGCUGGCUCACCAGACUCCCCAGAGUCAGCUUGCUUCUACGAAGACCAUAACCGUCGCGAGCAGGCGGACUUAACAGAUCUCUACUCCAUCACCGACCUGCUGCCGCUCCCUGCAGACUGCGAAGUAGACCUGGAGGCCCUCACGACGGACAUAGACUCGUUUGAGACCGCGUCCUCUUCAUCAGGGUCGCAUUUUGAGUUCUCGUGCACGCCCGACGUGUCGGACAUGCUCAGCGAGAUUGGCGUGGCGGGCGACUGGGUCGACCACACGUUCUCAUCGUAUCUGACGUCGUCUUAG
Spodoptera littoralis (African cotton leafworm) is the source of this 729-nucleotide messenger RNA. The record is from the annotation of a GenBank genome assembly. NCBI's taxonomy places the organism in Eukaryota, Metazoa, Arthropoda, Insecta, Lepidoptera, Noctuidae.